AUGCUGAGCAGCAGCAAUGAGUCCCAGGCUGCAGUAAUUCAGCUCUGCUAUGAGAACAUCAAUGGGUCCUGCAUUAAAACCUCCUACUCCCCAGGAUCCCGAGUCAUCCUCUACUUCGCAUUUGGCUUUGGGGCUCUGCUGGCUAUCUUGGGAAACCUCUUGGUCAUGAUUUCAAUCCUUCACUUCAAGCAGCUGCACUCUCCAGCCAAUUUUCUCCUUGCCUCUUUGGCUUGUGCUGACUUUUUGGUGGGAGCCACUGUGAUGCCCUUUAGCAUGGUGAGGUCAGUGGAGAGUUGUUGGUAUUUUGGGGAAAGUUACUGUAAAUUUCACACUUGUUUUGAUGCAUCAUUUUGUUAUUCUUCCAUUUUUCACUUGUGUUUCAUCUCCAUUGAUAGAUACAUUGCUGUCACUGACCCUCUGGUCUAUCCAACUAAAUUUACUCUGUUGGUUUCAGGAAUAUGCAUUGUGUUCUCCUGGCUCCUUGCCAUUACAUUUAGUUUUUCACUUUUUUACACAGGUGCUAAUGAUGAUGGACUGGAGGAAUUAGUAAGUGCCCUCACCUGUGUGGGAGGUUGUCAGAUGGCUAUGAAUGAAACCUGGGUACUGAUAGACUUUCUGUUGUUCUUCAUUCCCACUCUGGUCAUGGUCAUUCUUUAUUGUAAGAUUUUUCUAGUAGCUAAACUACAAGCUAGAAAGAUUGAAAGCAUGAACUGCAAAACUGAAUCAUCUUCAGAGAGUUACAAAGCCAGAGUGUCCAAGAGGGAGAGGAAAGCAGCAAAAACACUGGGCAUUGCUGUGAUAGCAUUUGUGAUUUCCUGGUUCCCCUAUUUUAUUGAAACAAUAAUUGAUGCUUUUCUAGGGUUCAUCACUCCAACAUAUAUUUAUGAAAUUUUAAGUUGGUUUGCCUAUUUUAACUCAGCCAUAAACCCUCUGAUUUAUGCUUUCUUUUAUCCUUGGUUUAGAAGAGCAAUUAAACUGAUUGUCACUGGGAAAGUCUUCAGUGGUCACUCUUCAACAAUAGAUUUGUUUUCUGAACAAAUUAAGGUUUUAAACUGA
This is a messenger RNA of Vombatus ursinus (common wombat), 1056 nucleotides long. Its product is annotated as trace amine-associated receptor 6-like. The transcript has a single exon. The record is from RefSeq and is a predicted model, not a curated record. Gene Ontology annotation, cellular component: membrane. Gene Ontology annotation, biological process: G protein-coupled receptor signaling pathway. Bases 1 to 1056 code for a protein of 351 amino acids. Gene Ontology annotation, molecular function: trace-amine receptor activity. Lineage: Eukaryota; Metazoa; Chordata; Mammalia; Diprotodontia; Vombatidae.